Molecule: messenger RNA, 685 nt
Organism: Gastrolobium bilobum
Lineage: Eukaryota; Viridiplantae; Streptophyta; Magnoliopsida; Fabales; Fabaceae
Product: probable serine/threonine-protein kinase PBL11
Exons: 4
Coding region: 20-685 (221 amino acids)
Biological process (GO): protein phosphorylation
Molecular function (GO): protein kinase activity; ATP binding
Source: RefSeq, a predicted model, not a curated record
UAUAGGGGUGAUUUUGUUGAUGGGUGCUUGCUUUAGCAAUCGGAUUACGGCUGUGAGUCCUUCCAUUACAGGGUUCACUUCUAGAAGUGUAAGCAGGAGUGGCCAUGACAUCAGCUCAAAUAGCAGUAACUCAUCAGCCUCCAUAUCUGUCACUUCUAGAAGUGAGGGUGAGAUCUUGCAAUCUUCCAAUUUAAAAAGCUUCAGCUACAGUGAACUAAGAGGAGCCACAAGAAAUUUCUGCCCAGAUAGUGUCUUAGGGGAGGGUGGAUUUGGUUAUGUUUUUAAGGGCUGGAUUGAUGAGCAUUCACUUGCCGCUACCAAACCAGGAAUCGACAUGAUUGUUGCUGUAAAGAGGCUUAAACAAGAGGGCUUCCAGGGUCACAAAGAAUGGUUGGCUGAAAUCAACUAUCUUGGGCAACUGCAUCAUUCUAAUCUUGUCAAGUUAAUAGGAUACUGCUUCGAGGAUGAGCAUCGACUUCUGGUUUAUGAAUUUAUGCCUAAGGGCAGCAUGGAGAAUCAUCUGUUCAGAAGAGGUUCUUAUUAUCAGCCAUUCUCUUGGAGUUUACGAUUGAAAAUAGCCCUUGAGGCUGCAAGGUGUCUUGCUUUUCUCCAUAGUACAGAACCUAAAGUCAUAUACCGUGACUUUAAAACUUCAAAUAUCCUACUUGAUACUAUAUGUACAUAA